CGCCCGCUCGCAGCGAAAACAUCGGUGCCCGCGGCAGAAUCUGUCUCAGCAUCAAAUUUGCCGACAGCUGCGGGAGCGACAAGCGCUGUACGAGGCAUGAAGGUCCGGUCAAGCGUGAAGAAGUUCUGCGAUGGCUGCUCGGUCGUGCGUAGGAAGGGGCGGUUGUAUGUGAUCUGUAGCAAAGAUCCUAAGCACAAGCAG
This is a messenger RNA of Tilletiaria anomala UBC 951, 201 nucleotides long. RefSeq lists its product as uncharacterized. The transcript has a single exon. The annotation marks the transcript as partial. The record is from RefSeq and is a predicted model, not a curated record. Gene Ontology annotation, biological process: translation. Gene Ontology annotation, molecular function: structural constituent of ribosome. Gene Ontology annotation, cellular component: ribosome. NCBI's taxonomy places the organism in Eukaryota, Fungi, Basidiomycota, Exobasidiomycetes, Georgefischeriales, Tilletiariaceae.